CGACCGUCAUGACUGCUCGUAUUUCUAUUGCUCGUCCCGCUGGCCAGGGAGGUUAUCCACCAAGCUACAGCUCUGCUCCCCCAAGUUACAGUCCUGAUCCCCAUGGGCUGUCGAAUCCUAGACCGUCGGCGGGCUACAGAGCCGCAAAUCCCGAUGACCCGGUCGAAAAGCUACGCGCCUAUGCCUCGCAAGCGGAAGACUACGUCGAGAUUUACUCGCAACCCCUGAAGCCGCACUUGCCUGCAAUUGGGCGCUUUCUGAUUGUCGUGACGUUCUUGGAGGACGCGCUGAGGAUAAUGACUCAAUGGGGUGAUCAGCUUUGGUAUUUGCAAAGACAUCGGAAGUUCCCAUGGGGCAUUUCACAUUUCUUCUUGUUGAUCAACGUCAUUACCAUGCUUGUUGGCUCCGGGGCCGUGAUCACAAAGAGGCACACAGAAUUUGCUGUGGGUGGACUGCUGGGCGUAGUUAUUAUCCAAGGAUUCGGAUAUGGCCUCAUCUUCGAUCUCAACUUCUUCCUCCGCAACCUCUCCGUCAUCGGCGGUCUCGUCAUGGUCAUGACUGAAGCCAUGUUCACCAACAAGAAGCGCUUUGCCGGUCUUCCUUCACUCAGUGAGAACGAUCGCAAGAAAUACUUCUUGUUAGCCGGUCGGGUACUCCUCAUCUUCCUCUUUCUCGGAUUCAUUCUGCAGGGAGAAUGGACCAUCGCUCGUUUCUUCCUCUCCAUCAUCGGCUUGGCUGCCUGUGGUAUGGUUGCAGUGGGCUUUAAGGCCAAGUGGUCCGCAUCCUUCCUCGUGGUCGUCCUCAGCAUUUUCAAUGUCUUCGUGAACAACUGGUGGAGUGUCCACUCGGCGCACCCGCAAAGGGACUUCCUCAAAUAUGACUUCUUCCAGACGCUAUCCAUCGUCGGUGGCCUUAUUCUCCUCGUAAACAUGGGCCCCGGCGGCUUGUCCGUGGACGAGAAAAAGAAGACCUACUAAAGGCACGUCGGAUAACACCGACGGUCAUUUGGGCACGUCCGGUGCGGUUGGAGUGCUGCAGGAGCAGGUAGCGGCGGGCUGAUGUACAUGCACUACAAGCCCCCCGAAAACUGUGCUAUAAUAUUAUCAGGGUCCCGAGGCUGGGCAAUGUAGGCUUUUUUGAUUCCGUCA
Messenger RNA from Gloeophyllum trabeum ATCC 11539, 1148 nucleotides. Its product is annotated as SURF4-domain-containing protein. Gene Ontology annotation, biological process: Golgi organization. NCBI's taxonomy places the organism in Eukaryota, Fungi, Basidiomycota, Agaricomycetes, Gloeophyllales, Gloeophyllaceae. The transcript has 6 exons. Gene Ontology annotation, cellular component: endoplasmic reticulum-Golgi intermediate compartment; membrane; endoplasmic reticulum. The record is from RefSeq and is a predicted model, not a curated record. Bases 9 to 977 code for a protein of 322 amino acids.